Aspergillus chevalieri is the source of this 1182-nucleotide messenger RNA. Its product is annotated as wax synthase family protein. Gene Ontology annotation, biological process: lipid metabolic process. The record is from RefSeq and is a predicted model, not a curated record. Lineage: Eukaryota; Fungi; Ascomycota; Eurotiomycetes; Eurotiales; Aspergillaceae. The transcript has 2 exons. Bases 1 to 1182 code for a protein of 393 amino acids.
AUGGUCCUAACCCAACUCCCCCAAUGGCUCCUCGUGCAAGCCACAAUCGGCCUAACAAUAUCCUACACACCGCCAAAUGCGAACAUCGCGCGCUCCGCAGCCGCCAUCGCGAUCAUCGCGCUCGCGACAUCCGUGCAAAUCGAGGCUCUCCUCCCGGGACGUGAUAUCCGUGCCGCGGGACCUAUUGCGGCGAUGGGAUGGGUGAACGUGCUUAAUGGGAUUGAGUUGUUACUGUUGAGUCGGGUUUCGUAUGCUGCGCAGGUGAAGUGGGAGAAGACGCAGCUCAAGGCGGAGGCGCAGACAUCGCAGUUGGCGUGGGCUUUUUGGAUGCCGUACAAUUAUCGGCGGGUGCGGACGCCGUGGCAGAUUAGGCGGCUGCCGUGUUUUAAGCGUGAUGAGCCUGAGUAUGUCCCUGGGAAGGGGAUUUUCCUGGUGACUUGUGCGGGGAAGGCUGUUCUUUGUGGUUCGCUUAUUAGGAUUUUUACGGUCGAUUUGCGGUAUCCCGGUCUUGAGGAGGAAUUGGGUAUUCUUUGGGGACAGUCGGAUGUGUCCGUUUUGCACCGCGUUCUUGUGCAAACUAGCUUCAUGGUGCCUUUCGCUGUCUUAACCCGGGCGGUUAUUGUGGGUGUCUAUUCUGCUACGGCACUUUCGUGCGUUGGUUUGGGUGUCUCUGAGCCAGCGCUGUGGCCACCGAUUAGUGGCUCGUUAUUUGAUGCGUGGUCCAUUCGUCAGUUGUGGGGGCUAACGUGGCAUCAAAUGCUCCGCACAUGUCUUUUGUCGAACAUUAACUUCGUCCUCUCAUCCGUUCUGCGCAUCCCCCGCUCCUCGGCCGUGGCGUAUAUAUUACGCCUCGUCCUGGUCUUUGCCCUCUCCGGUCUCGUGCAUUUGGGCAUGGAUCUGGGAUUUUCUGUUCCGAUAAAAGACAGCGGAGCACUGCACUUCUUCACUGUACAGGCCUUUGGGAUGAUAUUUGAGCAGCUAGUAGAUUAUAUUUGGUCCACUGUUGUGGGAAAGGGUACACGCACAGGUAUCGUGAGGAGAAUCGUUGGAUAUCUCUGGGUUAUUGGUUUCUUGGCUGUAACGGCGCCUACAUGGUUGGUGCCGGUUAUUAAGGGGGUGUAUGAUGGUGGUGAGAGGGUCCCGUUGCCUAUGCACCUGGGAUUCGGGGUUUUGUUGGCAUAG